Messenger RNA from Panicum virgatum (switchgrass), 1673 nucleotides. RefSeq lists its product as uncharacterized. The coding region runs from base 654 to 1517 and encodes 287 amino acids. Gene Ontology annotation, biological process: proteolysis. Lineage: Eukaryota; Viridiplantae; Streptophyta; Magnoliopsida; Poales; Poaceae. The record is from RefSeq and is a predicted model, not a curated record. Gene Ontology annotation, molecular function: cysteine-type peptidase activity. The transcript has 7 exons.
AGCAAACUAAUGCGACAGGAUGUGCUGGUAAUCGUUCUUCAUCUUCUGGAUACAAGUCUUCUUCAGUUAAGAGUUUCAUGUAUUUGGAGGAAUCCAAAUUAGGGCAAAGCAACCAAUCUGGGAGUAGUACAGUUCCCUUCGUUAGCUCCGAAGAUUCAGGAGCACAUCAAGUUAAGCAAGGCAUCUCUGAACCGGAGUGCUCCUCAAUGGCCUUGCCCUGUUUCCCAGGUCCCAUUGAGCCCACCCCCAUUGAUGUUGAUGAUUCACAGAGCUCUCCGAAGUCUCCAGAUGUUGUUGUCACUGGUCAAAGAUAUGGAUACCCACACUGGACUCCAAAGUCUCCAGAUGUUUUUGUUACCAAAACUACAUUUUCAAGGCAAGUUGUGAAGCGCAGGCGAAAAAGGCUAAUCAAAUGUACAAUGAUGACCAGGUUUCAUGUUUAAAGAUAUUGGAGGUCAUAGGUUUCAAGCUUGGAUCUUCUUCUAAAGGAGAUGUUCCACGUCGGAAGAGACGUAUACUGGUACCUAAUUCGUAUUUUAGGGAUUUUGAGGUGAAUAAAUGCACUGCUAGGAUACACUUUUCUGUUAACGAGAAGUUAGCAUAUGAGUGUUUGAUGUUCUACUCUGUGUCUCCCCAGCACUCCAAGUGAGUAUAUGAUCAUGUUUAAUUAUUUUGUAAUUGAUGAAGUUUUGUUUUUUGUGCAUUACAUUGAUGUUGUUUCUAACUGUUUGUACUUUCACUUUUUUCCUAGAGAGGUUGUAAUUAAUUAUGGGAAAGUCUGUGUGACAUUUCAUGAGCUCGGGUCAUCGUUAAGUCGCACUGACAAGGUUCCUGUUCACAGUCAUGUGAUUAAUGCUCUGUGUCGUAAGCUUUUCAAAGAUAGACAUCCUAGUGUUUCACGCCGGCAUUACUUCUUCUCUACUGCUGGAGACUAUUUGAUCCGAAAUGAAGGAAAUUUAAACUACCACAAAAACAACUGUGAGAGGUGCUUCAGGUUUGCGAACCAGUGUUUCAGUUUCAUGUCCUCAGACCUGUUGUUUUUUCCUAUAUGUCAUGAGAACCAUUGGUUUGUUUUCAUCGUUGCAAUUCGAGAUGGUUAUUUUGUAUUCUUGGAUUCCUGCUUUGGGGAGAAUCAUUACUUUCAGGAGAAAGCAAGAUCAGUCAUUAUACCAAAUUUUGUCAAGGCUUGGGAUGAAUUCAUCGGUUAUAAUUAUGAGUUUGAAGAUUUUAUUAUUCACUAUGCGCCAGUGCCAAAACAAGAUAUAGAAUAUUGGUCGAAACAUGAUGAUGGUAUUUUUGUAAUGAAAUACCUUGAAUUGUGGGAUCCUUAUAUGAAUAUGAUGGUUCAAUUCCAGCCGUCCAGUAUUAAUGAUAUAAGAGUUAAGUAUGUUUCUGAAAUGAUCUUCAGCAAGCACGAUGAGAUGAAUUCUGCAAAGGAGCUAAUUUCAAACUUUGAAGCUAUGAAUAACAUCAGGAUGUCCGCCAACUUUCAGCCUGCAAGCUCCCUCAACUUUUAGUUCUGUGUAGGAUGUCGUGCAGUCAUGAUUACUGCUUCUGUAAAUACCAGUAGUGAAUGUUAUGGUAUUGUAGUAUGAUAUGGUGACAUGACAGCUUUGUGUACUAAGUUUAGUUUUACAUAUGGUGGCAUCAUCUCUAUAACUGAUAUUGUGGUU